UGACGGAGAUGUCCUGUGACAAAAGGAGGCCAAAAAGUCGGAAGAGUGCUACUCAGUGGUGAAAUGGAGAAGUGAAGCAGAAAGGAGAGCUGUAGGGAAUAUUUUUUUGAGGAACCCAUUCUGGUGUCAGAAACUAAAAGAGAAAAUGAGCUUUUCAGUGCAACAGAAACGUGAGCAGCGACUGAGACGCGUCAGAAAGAGGCAGAAGUUAACAGAGCCUCGGGUCUGCAUUGCCCUCUGAACAAGGUGCGAACGAAGAAAGAAAGAACUGAGCAGCAUCCGGGUCGAAGCUAAUAGAGAAAACCACAGGGCUUUAAAUAGACGUCGAAAAGAGAAGUGCGAAGUGGACUUCACACUCAAACAGAGGGAGGAAGAGAGACACGAGUACGAGUUUACAUCCAUUUCCAGAGAGGCGGCGAGUGGCAAACCGGAGCCGCUGGGGGACUCUGGGCUGGAAUAACUGGGGGAUUCACUCGCGGCGACGCUUUCAGAAGGCACAACGAGAAAGUAAGACAGGACGAGAGAGUUUGGGGGUGAAGAAACCGAGGAAGAGGAGGAUCACUAAGAGGAAAAGAGGGGGGCUCAUGGGAAACCUCCUGAAAGUGCUGGCUUGCGCCGAACUUGAGCAUGGGCCAAUAGUUUUCCUUGACUUUGAACAUGCCCAGCCCACCGAGGCGGAGACGGCCGUGUGGAACCAAGUCAGCGCCGUGCUGGAGGAGGCUCACGGGAUCCUGGCCGAGCUGCAGUCCUACAACGGCGCGGGGCAGGAGAUACGAGAGGCCAUCCAGAACCCGGGCGACCUCGCUCUGCAGGAGAAGGCCUGGAACGCCGUCUGCCCCCUGGUGGCCAAGCUGAAGAGGUUCUACGAGUUCUCCCUCCGAUUGGAGAACGCCCUGCGCAGCCUGCUGGAGGCGCUGACGAGCCCGCCCUACGCUCCCAUGCAGCACCUGGAGCGCGAGCAGGCGCUGGCCAAGCAGUUUGCAGAGAUCCUUCAUUUCACGCUCAGCUUCGACGAACUAAAGAUGACAAACCCAGCCAUUCAGAACGACUUCAGCUACUACAGGAGGACUAUAAGCAGGAACAGGUUGAAUAACCAGCAGCUGGACGCAGAGAACGAGGUAAACAACGAGAUGGCCAAUCGGAUGUCUCUGUUCUACGCCGAGGCGACACCGAUGCUGAAGACCUUGAGUAACGCCACCACCAAGUUCGUUUCAGAGAACAAGACCCUGCCGAUAGAGGACACCACAGACUGCCUGAGCACCAUGGCGUGCGUGUGUCGUGUCAUGCUGGAGACUCCGGAGUACCGCUGCCGGUUCACCAACACAGACACCAUGCUGUUCUGCAUGAGGGUGAUGGUGGGCGUCAUCAUCCUCUACGACCACGUCCAUCCCGUCGGAGCCUUCGCCAAGACCUCCAAAAUUGACAUGAAGGGCUGCAUCAAGGUGCUGAAAGAGCAGCCGUCCAACAGCGUGGAGGGGCUUCUGAACGCACUGCGGUAUACGACACGACAUCUAAACGAUGACAGCACCUCCAAACAAAUCAGAGCCCUGCUGCAAUGAAGGAACGCCAGAGGAGAGGGAGGAACGUCGGAGCGCACCUGAAGACGGAGGGAGGAGGGGAAACAGAUGCCAGAGGCUGAAAAAGCUGUUUGUUUACAACGGACGGAGAGAGGCAUCUCUGGGUCUGGAGCAACCUGAAGAGAAGAAGAGGAAUUUAAUUAUAUAUAUUAUCAGCCGUCCAUCAUUCUGUCUCUCAUUUUGUAAAGUAAGAAAAGAGAACAAAAGAAGAAGAAGAAGAAACCAGAAAUGAAGAUUAUAGAUAUUUAUUAAAAGAAGUGAAACAGUAAGCAGGAUUACAGAAGAAGCUCUAUUGGGGGGGUUGGGAGGGGGGGGGGGGGGUAAAAUUUAAAGUCAGAACCGAAAUGUGAGAAUAGCUAGAAUAACGUGUUCCUGCUGUUAGUCAGACAAGUUUUGCACACUCCCCUUUUGAGAAAACAGCAUCCGUCUUCUUACUGGUUCCUGGAAGCCUCCCCCCUGUCGCCGCGGCAACCGUGGCUCGGCCCCUCGGUUAUCCCUCAGCUGCACUGAUCCCCACGCUCAGGCGAAACGAAGCAAUGUGAUGGAUCCACUCCGGAGAUUUGCUUCUUGCCUCUCUGCCCCUUCUGUCCCCCCAUCACCACAUCAGUACAGCUGUGGGCUACAGGAUGAAAGGACCUACAUUUUUCGUUUCCCUUUUCGUUUCCCCCUUCCUGAAUUGCUUGCCAUCCAUCCAUCCAUCCAUCCAUCCAUCCGAUUUGCAGUUCUCCUUUUGGCAUGACAUCCACCCUUGUAACGUUCCAGCACACAGAAAAACCCAAACCCUUAUUAGGCUGUCUUCUCUCCAUGGUGCUAAUGUUGCUAAAGCUAUCUCAGCAAUGAAGCAAAACAAACAUGCUUCAUUAUGGAAUCACAUCCAGGUUUUUCUACUGGAAAACAAACAAACAAACAAAC
Messenger RNA from Gambusia affinis (western mosquitofish), 2489 nucleotides. RefSeq names its product family with sequence similarity 49 member A, like (gene fam49al). Gene Ontology annotation, biological process: regulation of actin filament polymerization. The transcript has 11 exons. The record is from RefSeq and is a predicted model, not a curated record. The coding region runs from base 585 to 1559 and encodes 324 amino acids. Lineage: Eukaryota; Metazoa; Chordata; Actinopteri; Cyprinodontiformes; Poeciliidae. Gene Ontology annotation, molecular function: small GTPase binding.